Messenger RNA from Biomphalaria glabrata, 4068 nucleotides. RefSeq names its product sialate O-acetylesterase-like. NCBI's taxonomy places the organism in Eukaryota, Metazoa, Mollusca, Gastropoda, Planorbidae. The transcript has 10 exons. The coding region runs from base 137 to 1852 and encodes 571 amino acids. The record is from RefSeq and is a predicted model, not a curated record. Gene Ontology annotation, molecular function: sialate O-acetylesterase activity. Gene Ontology annotation, biological process: carbohydrate metabolic process.
AUAUGUGACGAAUUUUUAUGCCUUAGCCUUUUUCGACUUUUUACUUCGCUCCAGUUUAGAAAAUUAGAUAGAAUCAUAGAUCUAUCAUCUUGUCUAGCUAAAUUGUAGUAAGUUCUGCUAGAUCUAGAUCUAAAGGAUGGAAUGGUUCCAAACUUUAGGGUUUUUGAUAGUUUGCUUUAAUCAUGGUGUAUCUAGAUCUAUGCUUGCAUACAGAAUGGCAGUUGAACCAGAAAAACAAAACUUAAAAUUAAAAGUUGACUCCCAAGAUGUGAUUAGAAACUACAACAGUAAACUCUCACCCAAGACCAAGUCUGUGUCACAGUUUGCCUUUGCCAAGCAUUUUCAGAGUCACAUGGUGCUCCAGCAAGCUCCACAGAGGGCUAAUCUUUAUGGCUUUGCUGCUCUUCGUGGUCAAGUAGUUAACAUGAAGGUGACUGUUAUACCAGAUAUGAAAAUCUACUACUAUAAGACUACAGUUCGUCAAGGGCCUGUUACUGGACUUGGUGUUUGGAAUUUUCUCCUAGAUCCAUUUCCAGGGAACACAACAGUAGCUAUAAGCGUGGUGUCAGAAGAAGGUUCCCUGUCAUUGAAUGAUGUUAUUUUUGGUGAUGUUUGGAUCUGUUCUGGUCAAUCUAAUAUGCAGUUUACAGUCAUUCAGAUUGAUGACGCUGAGGAAGAACUAGCGGAUGCCAUAAACUAUCCAAACAUUCGCCUCAUGACAGUCAACUUGAAUGAAUCUCCCACACCUUUGUAUGACUUCAUUAAAAUUGAACAGGACUGGACUGCUCCCAAUAGAAGCUCUAUUGGAGGUCCACCUGAUACCUAUUUCUCUGCAGUGUGUUGGCUCUUCGGAAAGGCAAUUCACAAGGCACGUGGAUAUCCCAUUGGUUUGGUGGAUACUGAUUACACUGGAACACCUGCUGAGGCUUGGUCGUCUCCGGAGGCUUUAGUUGCCUGCGGAAAUGAAAAGGAGAAACAUCCAGUUUCCAACAGAAGCUUUGAUGAACUGCCCAAUGAAGGAUUUGAAAAUCCAAAUGAUAAUUCAGCCAUGUGGAAUGCCAUGAUUCACCCUCUGCUUAAUAUGACCAUAUAUGGUGUCAUCUGGUAUCAAGGAGAAUCAGACGCUAGUGGGUCUCGCAUGAACAAAUACAACUGCACGUUCCCAGCUAUGAUCAAAGACUGGAGGCUUAAAUUUAACGCAGCUUCAAAUGGACAAACUAAAGCUGAUUUUCCCUUUGGAUUUGUCCAGUUGGCUCCAUAUCGGCCAGACCAAUCUAUAAACGUUGGAUACUGCGACAUUCGUUGGCACCAAACGGCAGACACAGGCUAUGUUCCUAACGAUGUAUUACCCAAUGUGUUUAUGUCAGUGGCUAUGGAUCUGGCAGAUUUUACAUCACCUUAUGGAGCUGGUCAUCCUAGAAAGAAGAGAGAUGUUGCUGCCAGGCUGGUUCUUGGUGGCCUUGCAGUGGCCUACGGUCAGCAACUGGAAUUUCAAGGUCCAUUGCCUGCUUCAGGUUUUAUUGUACCUCUUGGGCUCAAUGUUAGUUAUGGUGAUAGAUGGAGCUUGGACGUAAGGAGCUGGGAUGGCUUUGACAUUUUGUGUGGAACCAGAUGGGUGCCAACUCAGAUCAUAGACUACAAUGAUGUUAGUGUAAUUCUGUACUUAGGAGUGUGCAGUGAUGGAGAAAAGUUUAACGGUCUUCGCUACGCUUGGAGAGAGUCGCCUUGUGCCUAUAAGAAAUGUGCCAUCUACGACAGUGCCAGUGGUUUGCCUGCUCCAACUUUUACAUUUACUCCAAGACAUCAUGGGAAUGAGACAUAUUUUACUUUUGGUGGACCAACUUACAUAUAGAACUAUUGCAAAGGUUAAUUGUGAGAUAGCCUCCAAUUCACCUAAUUGUGUGACAUAAGUUUAUAAGAAAUGUCGACCAUUGUAAAGUAGACCUGUUUAGAUUAGCCUAUGAUUUGUGAGAAUUUCUUUAACUCUUUCUCUCCUGAUUGACAAUACCAUGGUUGAUUUGACCCCAUUAAAUUAACUUAAUUUUUGGAUUCAUAAACUUUUUUUUUGUGUUACAUAAAAAGGGCAUGCAUUUAUCUUUACCAAUUAUAACAUUGUCUGAUUAAAAGAAAAACGUGAUUUAGGUUUAACCCUAACAGGCUAGUGAAAUACAAAUGGGAAAAAUUAAUCAUUCCUUCUGAGUGCGGAAAAUAAAUAUGGAGAGAUAAGAGUUAAGGAAUUUUAAAACUUAUAAAUGAUGAACUAUGUAUCCCCACAUAAUUAAUAAGUGCUUUUAAGGAAUUUCAUCAUGUCUUAUAAAUUACAGAUGACUUAUGCAUUCAUAAAUUUAAGUAAUUAUCUAUCCUAUAAAUUCUCAUCUCAUCUGUAUCUUGAUUUUCAUUCUAGGGAUGUUGUGAUGAUUUUUUAAACCAAAGCCCGUCACAAUUCUUAGCAGCAUAUCAAGAGUGAGACCUUUCCUGUUUUACAGCCAGCUUUUCUUUAGUUGACUCUUUCCUAGUGCUCCUUUCACUGUACCUUGUAGGAUGACAUUUAAAAGUGAGUCUCGCCUUACAACACGACCAGCUCAGAUUUCAUCUCUUCACAGUAUUGAGAAGUUUUUGCCUGCCAGAGUGUUGAAUUAUAACAGUAGAAAUUCAUUCUUUUCUCCUGACAUCUGAUACCCAGCAAUUUUCUGUAGCAUUUACUCUCUAAAGCUUGAAAUCAGUGUCCAUCUUUCACAACCAUAUAAGAGUAUAGAGACCACUAGUGAAGAAUACAGUUUUAAUUUUAUCUGGAAGCUGAUGUUACAUUAGUGGAUGCCAAACUCAAAUGGGAUGUUAUUGUUGUUAAACAAGUCACUUUUUCUAAUGUUUGGUUAUAUAGCUAUAUGCAACAAAGUACUUGCUUUUUUUAGCACUAAUUUCCAUGCCAGCUGCUCUAGCUGCAGCCUCCACUUUUGAAGUUAGAUCUUAUACCUGCUCUGCAUUUUCUUCAAUGCAAAUUACUGCUGAAUUAUGCAUUCCUGUGAAAUUAAUAAUUGUUUUUAAGGAAUUUUAUAUCCUGGAAAUUACUGAUGAAUUAUGCAUUCCUUCUCAAUUAUAAAUGUUUAUGUCAGUAAGUUUUAACCCAAUAAGCUUUACAUUGUUAGGUUACUUUUCAUUUGAUAUGAGUCAUUGAAAGAGUAGAAAAUACUAGUCAUGGUUUUUUGCUGAGUUAUUCUGCUUCAUAAUAAUCUCAUUCUUCUACAGAUAUUUCCUCCACAUAUUUUCUUUUUUUUAUUGAUUUGCAAAUAAAUUUUAAAUGCAUAAAAGAACGUUCAAAUUGUUAUUGAAAUGAAAUUCAGAUUUCAUACUCAUAAAAAGUUUAUUAUUGUCUCGACAAAUAUCUAAAACAUAAUUUUUACACUUUUGACUUAACAUUUUUAUUCAUUAUAAAAGAAGAUAGUAAUAUCACAGAGCUUUCAUUUUAUUUUAAAAAAGUUAAAUUUAUUUUGGGAAUCUAACAACAAAACAAAUAUGAAAAUAGACUUUGAACAGUGUAACUUAUUUUAACAUAAUCAAUAUUUUUAGUUGAAAUUUCGGACAAAUUUUUUUUUAAAAAGAUAUCAAGCCUUAAGUUGUGAAUGAAAAAAAAAGGAGUUUGUUCACAUGUUUUUUUGGGGUUUUUUUAAAUUUAAAUUUAGUUGUUAUAUGAGGCUGUAGUUGUUUGCCGAUGAUUGAAUCUACCAUUACAGUAAAACUGAGUGUGGUGGUGACAUUUUGGAAGUAUUACCAUAUAUAAAUGCUCAAAGAAUGAACAAAAAAAUAACUCUGUGUGAUAUUAUGUUUUGAUAUUUCCGUUUUUAAAUUACUGGCACUUAUCUGGUUGUGAAUUAUUAAACUCCAAAAAAUAUGAAGCCAUAUCUCUAUUCACUAUUGUGUUUAUUAAUUUACAUUAUUAUAUUUCUCUGUAAUAUAUAUAUAUAUAUAUAUGUAUAUAUAUAUAUGUAUAUAUAUAUAACAACUCUCUUUUAUUCUCAGUAGCAUAUUUCUUGUUUACCUUUCUUGAAUUACUUUUUUUUAAUGAGAUAU